CUUCUUCCCAAAAAUUUUUUUCUCUCUUUUCCCCUCUUUCCCUUCUCCCUAGCUAAUCCAGCUCCUCUCGUAAUCUUAGAACAAUUUCCUCUAAUUAUUGUUUGUUCUAACAUUCCUAGAUCUUACCCAGAGUCGGGGAGAGCAAAUCGACGCGCAUCCAUGUUGAAAAUCUUAACAUAUCAAAAUCGCUCGAAAACAAUGUGUAAAGAGAUGCAACCCUAAUUUCUUCAUCAUCUCAGAGAUCUUCAAACACAACGUAAGAAUUUCUUCAAAUACCCCAUGCACGCACGUGCGCGCGAUGUAAUAAAAAUCCGACAUAUAUGAUUGAUUCGUCAACGCGACACGCCACCAUCAGCAACAUUGCGAAAAGGCUCGACGACGACGAGGACGACGUGGGAGCCAUAAAAUCGGUCCAUGCAUGCAUGCAUGAUUCAUUCGAACCAGAAAAGGCUGCUGAAACUGCUGGGGAUCAAGAAGGUGUGGGUGGGUGUUAUGGGCUGCAUUUGCUCCAAAGGUGGCCAGCAACCAAACAAUGGAAAUUACGUAGACAGCAACCACAACCACAACCACAACCACAGCGGCGGCAAGAGCAAGGAGAAGAGCAAGAAAUCCUCCAAGCGGUCAAAGAGGGAUCAAGACGUCGACAACGACGACGAUUACGAGAACGUCUGCGCCGUGAUCGAGCAAUGCGGCGGCGGCGGCGGCAACUUCGACGGCGAACCCGGCGGGCUAGGGAUCUUCCCGUUGACCCCUAACGAUCACGAGGAGACGAAGAAGGGCGGCAGCAGAUCCAAUCACCAUUUCCACCACAAGAUGUCGUCGUCGUCGUCCGCGGCGGCGGCCGGGGGGGUGUCGAGCAUGGCGCACGGCGGCGGGAAGGCUGCUGCUCAGGUCGUCGCCGGGUGGCCGUCGUGGCUCACCGCCGUGGCGGGGGAAGCCAUCAAUGGGUGGAUCCCACGACGGCUCGAUUCCUUCGAGAAGCUGGAAAAGAUUGGACAGGGGACGUACAGCAGCGUGUACAAGGCGCGCGAUCUGGAGUCGACGAAGAUCGUCGCGCUGAAGAAGGUCCGGUUCGCGAACAUGGACCCGGAGAGCGUGAGGUUCAUGGCGAGGGAGAUCAUCAUUCUGAGGAGGCUCGACCAUCCCAACGUCAUGAAGCUCGAAGGGAUUAUCACCUCCAGAACGUCGGGCAGCCUGUACCUGGUGUUCGAGUACAUGGACCACGACCUCACCGGACUUCUGUCCAGUUCGGGAUCUCAGUUCACCGAAUCGCAAAUAAAAUGCUACAUGAAGCAGCUGCUCACGGGGCUGGCGCACUGCCACAGCAGAGGAAUCAUGCACCGCGACAUCAAGGGCGCCAAUCUCCUGAUCGACUCAAAAGGGAUUCUCAAGAUCGCCGAUUUCGGGCUCGCAACUUUCUGCACUCCUCCUUCCAAACCAACCAGCGACAACAGCAAGCCUCAGCCGCUGACGAGCAGAGUGGUGACGCUGUGGUACAGGCCGCCGGAGCUCCUGCUGGGAUCCACGGACUACGGCGUGGAGGUCGACCUGUGGAGCUCCGGGUGCAUUUUGGCGGAGCUCUUCAACGGGAAGCCGAUUAUGCCGGGGAGGACGGAGGUGGAGCAGAUCCACAAGAUCUUCAAGCUCUGCGGUUCCCCCAGCGAGGAGUACUGGAAGACGUCGAAGCUGCGGCACAGCACCACGUUCAAGCCGCAGCAGCCGUACAAGCGGCGAAUCGGGGAGACGUUUGGGGAAUUGCUUCCCUCGUCGGCGUUAGGGCUUGUGGAGGUGCUUCUCUCUGUUGAGCCGGAGAAUCGCGGGACUACUGCUUCGGCUCUUGCUAGUGAGUUCUUCACGACGGAACCUCUUCCUUGCGAGCCGUCCAGCCUGCCGAAGUACCCUCCGAGCAAGGAAUUCGAUGUCAAGCUCCGGGAAGAUGACAAUAAAAGGAAAAGAGCAGCAGGAGGCAAAGGCAAAGGAAGGGAAUCAGAACGGAUAUUUACAAGAGGAGCUAAAGUCAUGGCAGCUACUAACAGUAACAUAGACGUGCAUAUCUCUGCAAAGAGGAGGAAAGAACGGGAUCGGAAGGAGAAAGCAACGAAGAACAACAACGAAAGGUCGAAGAACAAUAAGGAGGAUGAUUGUGAUGAUGAAGCUGAUUCCAAUACAAUGUCUGCAACAAGGAAUAACGCGAACUCUCGUGAUCUAAACCUUUCCUCUGAAGGUGGCGAUCAAGGAGGAGUUGGUGGUGGAAGGAACUCCAAUCAAACGUCUUCCUCUGCAGCAGCCAAGCUAUCGAGGUUCUCAAACUCAGUAGUGAUUAGAGACAACAAUGCCAGUUCAUCAUCGCAGUACCCGGGUUACGGCGGUGGUGGGAGCAGCUCCCACUGGCAGCAGCUCCGUUUCGGUCGCCACAACUUGGAGGAUGCAUCUGCACACCCUAUCCUCGGCGAAUCCAAGUUCGGCAACAAGGGCGAACGCUCUUCCGUGGAUUCUGCUCGGGGGUUCUACGGGAAGAAGGGCAGGAUGCAUUACUCGGGGCCAUUGAUGACAGCAGGAGGCAACAUCGAGGAGAUGCUGAAAGAGCACGAGAGGCGAAUCCAGCAUGCAGUAAGGAAAGCGAGAUCGGGGAAGAACAAGAACUUCCAAGCAGGCGAUGAUGGUGAAGAUGGCGGCGGCGACGACGACGGGUCGCAGUUGUAUCGAGCUCGUUAAUGGAAGAUUGGAAGGUGCUGCUGAUGAGGAUGAACGAUUUCAAGUGAUCAUGCAUGGCUGAAAAAGAGACUGCAGUAUGUCAAAAUUUUGUUCUAUCUGCAUGUCCUUAUUAGCGUACGAGUUUAGCACACGUCGUUAUGCUCAAAUGGUUAUGUUAAACGUUAACCAUGGUGUUGUUAAGGUGCUGUGAUAUUGAAUCUGAUUUGUUGAUAGAACAGAGACUUAUGCCGGAAUGAAUGGAGGAUGUCAGCUUCCGAUGACAGGGGGAUUUGUAUGAAUGUGGAUGUAAUUAUCAGUAUCCAAAUAAAGGUCUAGACAAAGGAAAGUGAAUUAUGUUGACUUUUUCGCUAUGUCAAGAACCAUGGUCAUAGAAAGAAAUAGGCAAAAUACACUUGUAUAGCCAUAACUUUCACAUUUUUGACAAAUAUAGC
This is a messenger RNA of Linum tenue, 3146 nucleotides long. The record is from the annotation of a GenBank genome assembly. Lineage: Eukaryota; Viridiplantae; Streptophyta; Magnoliopsida; Malpighiales; Linaceae.